ACCGUAAUUAGUAGUAAUUACUUUAGAGAGUGGAGAUAUUUUAGGGAGGAUGACAUAUAAAAAAUCCGCAGCCACGUCAGCAAAAGGAGAGAUGAAGACGAAGUGCUAGAAGUAGGAGGAUUGAGGUAUGGAGGGAUCAGGUGAGGGUCGGGCAUGGUCCAUAAGCUUGCUGCUGCUAGCCUUAACUCUUGCCGUUAAUGCUGAUAGACGCUCUCUGCUUGCUAACGGCCUCGCCGCUACUCCUCCUAUGGGAUGGAAUAGCUGGAACCAUUUCAACUGUUUUAUUGAUGAGCAAAUGAUUAGACAAACUGCUGAUGCUCUUGUCUCAACUGGCCUUGCGGAUCUCGGAUAUAAAUUUGUUAACAUCGAUGACUGCUGGGCUGAAAUCUCUCGAGACGAAAAGGGCAGACUAGUGCCUAAGAAUUCCACAUUUCCUUCUGGUAUUAAGGCUUUGGCCGACUACGUCCAUAGCAAGGGACUUAAGUUGGGAAUAUACUCUGAUGCUGGCUAUUUCACUUGUAGCAAGAAAAUGCCUGGUUCACUCGGACACGAGGAGCAGGAUGCAAACACCUUUGCUUCAUGGGGCAUAGACUAUCUGAAGUACGAUAACUGUAACAACGACGGAUCAAAGCCAAUAGUCAGAUAUCCAGUCAUGACAAGAGCUCUCAUGAACGCUGGCCGCCCUAUCUUCUUUUCGCUGUGUGAAUGGGGAGAUAUGCACCCAGCCUUGUGGGGUGCAAACGUAGGAAACAGUUGGAGAACCACAAACGACAUUUCUGAUAAUUGGGAUAGCAUGGUUUCCCGAGCAGACCAGAACGAGGUCUAUGCAGAAUAUGCCAGACCAGGUGGCUGGAACGACCCUGACAUGCUUGAGGUUGGCAAUGGAGGAAUGACCAAAGAUGAGUACAUAGUCCAUUUCAGUUUAUGGGCGAUUUCCAAGGCUCCACUUCUUAUUGGUUGUGAUGUGAGAAAUGUGACUAAAGAAACAAUGGAAAUCAUAUCAAAUAAGGAGGUGAUCGACGUUAACCAAGAUAAGCUAGGUGUUCAAGCGAAGAAGGUCCGAAUGGAGGGAGAUCUCGAGGUGUGGGCAGGGCCUCUUUCUGGGUACAGAGUAGCAGUGGUGUUGCUCAACCGGGGGGCAUGGCGUACGGUGAUGACUGCUCGUUGGGACGAUAUCGGCAUCCCUCCGAGUAGCACUGUGGUGGCAAGAGACCUGUGGCAGCACAAGACAUUGAAGCAAAGAUUUGUGGAUAUAUUGACGGCAACAGUGGAUUCUCAUUCAUGCAAGAUGUACAUACUCAAGCCUAUAUCUUGAGGGAUAUCUUGAAUAAUAGCUGCUUUGAAUAAGGGCUUCCCACAAACAUUUGUAUGGAACAAAUUAUUGCUAAUUAAUUUCGUGUGUUUUUGA
Molecule: messenger RNA, 1408 nt
Organism: Salvia hispanica
Lineage: Eukaryota; Viridiplantae; Streptophyta; Magnoliopsida; Lamiales; Lamiaceae
Source: RefSeq, a predicted model, not a curated record